Amoebophrya sp. A120 is the source of this 1400-nucleotide messenger RNA. The record is from the annotation of a GenBank genome assembly. Lineage: Eukaryota; Dinophyceae; Syndiniales; Amoebophryaceae.
CACUGUCGGAGUAGGGUGUGUUAAUUGGUCCAUGAAACCUGUGAUAAAAAAGAAAAAUUGCCGAAAGUAGUUGUGUCCAGAGAAAUAGAUUAUUGACACGAAGAAACUAAAGUUUCGAACCCGCAUUUCCUAUAUCGUUUUCGUGUGCAACAAAGUACUUCGCUCAAGUGUAUAUGUACUUUCUUUUAAACGUAGUGAAAAAGCAAGCUCCGUAAUUUGUGUCGCCACUCUUUUGCAGAACGUCGCUCCAUUCUAUUUGUAAACCUUUCUUGGAACUAAGAUACUUUCCAACUACAAAGAUUGAACUCGCGCGCCACUUCCUCUCACUCAACUUCAGAUUCUCUCCUCGUUUUACUCGCUUGCACCCAGAAAAAUAUUCUUUCACCAUGCCGCGUCUAAACCAGUCCAGGAUGGGCCCCAGCAUCGUCAUGAUGCCUUUUGUGUUGAUCUUAUUGGGGUGGGAUCACUCGGUGGUUCUUGCGGCAAAGCCCUUCCAAAGGAUCAGACAACAGGCGGCUGCUGCGGCCAGGGUGUCCUCGUCUUCCGCUUACGCUAAUGCCCCGCCGACGGCGCCGGCAAUGGUGAUGAAUCAGCGGAGACCGGCACCAGGUAAUUAUUAGCAGAAGCGGCACUUCUCUGGCUUCCCCGCCGCGGCGGAUACUGCACAUCAUGCACAGCUAACGCCAUUUGCCAGCUCCGAUGAAAUUAAGACGUUGCCUGGCAAGCGCGGCGGUCAGAGCAUGAAGACGACCUGCUUCAAACUGGACGGCGAGGACGCCAGCAAGUGGCUGGCGGAUUUCGCGACUAAACAAAUUUGGAACGUGCACCUUUACCAUGCCAAACAUGGAGUGCGUGCGGGCUCUGUCUUCCCGACGGCGGUCGAAAACCCCGACUCAAAUGAGAAACUGCCAACGGUGCCGAAAGUCCCGAAUCUACUCUGGAAGAUGGGGCAAGAUGCUCCACCCGACCAGAGCAGCCAGCAGCAGGUGAUGGUGGAUUAUUUGUGGGAGUUUUCGCCCUGGCCCUUGAUGAACUCUUUGGAGCAGGAUGCGUCUGCCGAGGAUCUGGAGGCGUUGAAGAAGGACUUGAAGCAAAAGAGGAAGGAAAAUUGGACGAGCGUGGGGUCCCAGAAGGACUACACGAACCUGUCUGAGGCGUGGCAGAUCAUGCUUGAUGGGACGCUGCUUGACGAGUUCGGCGGCGCGGAACCCUACAAAAAUCUCGGGCUCCCGGAAGAGUACAUUUACGAUCCCCACUUCAUGAACGUGGCGGGGAAGGUGCAUUGGGCCGUGCUGCGCACGAUCGGGGGGCAAUUCUGGGAGGAUAAUCCGGUUGGCAUCAUGGUGGCGAAGGCAGUCAAGAAGUGCGGCGAGACGGAAAAGUGGCUGGAGGAGAACUAG